AUGUGCACGGUGGGGGAAUCCAAGGUCACCAUUUGUGGACCUCCGGCUCAGGCCACAAAUCUGCUUCAGCAAAUCUUGGGUCUUGGUGGUGGUUAUCCUCGCCCUUCAUCUCCUCGUGACUCUGAGGGAUCUUUUGACUUGGUAUCCUCUAGGAGUGUCUCUGCUGCUCCAACUUCUCUGCCUGCUCCUCGUGAAGAGACACGUGCAGAAAUUGAGGCCACCUUUGACAUCUGCCCUACAAGACUCCUUGACGCCUCGUCGAGGCUCUCAGGCUCUUCCUUGUCAGGAGAGGAAAGAAUCAAGAGGGCGUGGAAAGCAGGACAGUGGGCGAAGGCGGGGGAGGUUGGCAGAAUUCGCUCUCCAAAUCGUACUCCUCAGUUGGACCUCCGUCCUCGCUUCUUCGCAGUGGUCCGGGCCCGUGGUAUCACAACCCCGACCCUUUGCCGGUCCUCCGGGACCUAUUGGGGAAUCGUUGGUGGCAUCACUCACGGAUUCCCUUCUGAGUUGGAAUCAAAAGCCUACUUUGCUGGCGCAAGCAUCACGGAGUUUGAUCAAGUAGAUGGUGGAAAUGCAGAAACCGAAGAUGGAGUUCUCGGGCCUUCCUUUGUUGUCAGGGUCCCUGCAGUGAUCUACGAGGGCGGCAUCUUUUCGCCAACUGGAGAGGAGGUGGACGCAAUGGUCAUAGACUGCAAGAGCGACAUUCUGAGGUCCAUGCGGCAUUUUUAUCAUCAAGAAGAGAUCAUUUACAAUUUCGACGAAGAUUCCCCCUAUGCCUUCCCCAGCAUCGACUCGCUGCUCCCCAGGAUUCGCGAGUGGGUUGCCCAGUCAGCAGAGACCAGAGCAGCCUUUUAUACGCCAGCAGAGGAAGAAGAAGAAGAACCUCUGCCUGCUGGGCCGCAGCCCAAAAGAAGAGCGCCCGGAAAGGCUUCUCCUUCCGUAGGUGGAGCAAGGCCAAAGAGGGUCACAACAACCUCACUGGCAGCAGACAUGAAGGGCCUCAUGGAUGUCCUGCCGACAAUCUCCAAGCAGCUCACCGAGAUUUCAGCAAGACAGAGCGUCUUGGAACAAAGAAUUGCCGUGCCCAGCAAGACAUCAGCACCAGCUCUUGGCCAGACCCUCUCUCAAUCUCUUGCCAUUCCUCCGCCUCCAAUUUCAGACCUUGCCAGAUCUCUAAUGCCUCCUCCAAGAACCCAGAGCAAGCAGAACCUUGGUUUGUUGGCUUCCCCAUCUAUGGCAAAACCAGCGGACUUGGUGGAAUUGGAGUCAGAGAAGCAGGCAGAAGAUCAGACAUCUGGCCAGACUUCCGAUUCUGCCCUAGCAAAAGCAGUCCUUGCCCAGAGCCAGGCUCUGACAACGUUGGUGGCGCAGAUAGCAGGAGCAAGCAGCGAUCCGAUGUCAGAGCUCACAGGAGCAUCAAUGGGAUCGGGAACUCGAGGUGCUGCAACACGAGUCCGCCUCCAAGCAGAGUUAGCUCAACACAAGGGCAGUUUCUUCCAAAGUGUUAUGCAGAGCAUGUGCAGGCGGAUGGCCCCGACGUCCAGUGCUACGUUGACAGCGGAAGAGAUGCUGCAGCGCGGGAUCUCUGGGGUCAGAUACCUGGAAAGAUUUGGAGGCUACGGUCGCACCCGCGACCUUGGCCAGUUGCAGUAUCAGGUGAUGAUGAUCUUCGAUUUUCUCAUGGCCGAGAACAUCCCUGCGGCGAUGGACGGAGUUGCCCUUUUAGCAGUGACACUGGAACAGGCCAGUUUGGACGGGGGACGAAUGGAACUAGCAACACUUUUAUGUUUGCAAGAGGACCCACCCUCGAGCAUUUUCAUGCAGAGACAGCUGGCAUCGACGUCGAGGGCGAAGUCCUUCGCGCCUUUAGCCGACCAACGAUGGGUCACCUGUGCACUGGCUUUUCUGACAGAAAUGGAGGUCAUAGCAGCGAAAAGGGCAGAGAUGAGUGCAGGUCCAAAGGGGUCUUUCGAGACUACAUCAGAAGCAUCUGUAGCAGCUCCCAAAGCAAAGCCAAAGGGAGCCCCAAAGCGCAAGGGAAAAGGGAAAGGUACAGACAAAGCAGAGGAGGUGGUUGAUGAGAUGCCGUACAAAGUUUUCUUGGCAUCUCUGGCGCUCUUUCACUGCAGAAUGGCGGGCACAACCAGCUUCGCCAACCACAGCAUUCCCUCUGCCUGCCGCUCAGGGCCUGAAUUGGGUGCAUGUUUGUUUCAACUGGAGAAGUUCCUGGAGAACCAUCCAGAGCUGAGCCAAAGUUACGUUCAGCACAAGCCAGUGACCUUCAGUGAGGACCCGCAGCUCCUGCCCACAGCAGAGUUCCCUGAGCUUGCGCCCUACAAGUCACUGAAGGCAAAUAGAUUGAAAUUGGUAGGAACUGGAGCGUGGCCUAUGGCAGAUUUUCUCAGUGGGCCGCUAUGGCUUCCUUUUCAAGAACCGCGUUUUCUUUUGCAUGGGAAGCCAGAUGAUUUCCAGGUCUGGCCAUCUUUCAAAUCUGAAGACAAGGAUGAGAACUUGCGUUUGGCCGCACUUUGGGAUGCAAAAGGACUCCUAAGACUUGCAAAGGAGCCCAUUCAGCGAGACCACUUCUCAAAGGUCUUCAAUGCCUUUAAGAAUGAGACCACAGACCGCCAGAUUGGUGACCGCCGCAUCCCAAACUCCAGAGAACUGUCGAUAGAUGGACCCUCACACUUUUUGCCACCAGGGUUCAUGCUGGCCAAUUUGCGCACUGAGCCGUAUGAAGAGCAGCUCAUAGGUUCCGUGACGGAUCGUCGUGACUUUUACCACCAAGCCAAAGUCUCUGAGGAACGUGCCCGUAGCAAUAUGCUCUUCUUCUCCUAUGAUGGUGCGGCUCUCAAGGAUUUUCAUGCUUUCAAGGAGGUGCAGGUGCAGAAACAGACAAAAGCUGGCAGGGAGCAAGUAGGCGAUGGCUUUGAGGAAAAAUUUGGUGACCAGCAGCCGCAGAGAAAGGAUGGCGAAUGGAGGGCUACUGAGAGACAGCCAGCGUCUGAAGGGGCAUUCCACUUCCCCCUUGGAAAGAAGUUUGAGGGCCUCAUCAUCGAUGACUAUUUUGCCAUUGGGUGUGAGCCUGUCGGAACAAGUUCCUUGAACUCGUUUGCUGCAACAGCGUUGGCAAGAGCAAGAGAAGUCUACGAUAAGGCUGGUCUUGAAGGUUCCCCGGAGAAGGAUGUUGAGGCCCAGAAGGUGUUCAAAGCAGCAGGAGCCGAAAUCAUCUCGAGUGAUGAGGCUGUUGCAGCUGGCCUUACAACAGUGGCAGCCCCGUUGGCCAAGAGAAUAGCACUUUCAACGCUCUCUCUGCGGGCUGCACGUUUGGGCUCUAUCACUCCAAAGCUUGCGGCUCGAUUGGCAGGAAGCUGGACCUCUGUGUUGCUAUAUCGUAGGUGCAUGACUUCGGCAGUUGAUGGAUUUUUCAAGUUGGGGUCAGAGGCUGAGAAGUGUGGCUCAAAUGUUGCGUUUCCUUUGCAGAGAGGUAUUGCCCAAGAGUUGAGUAUUUUGGCCGCUUUGGCUCCACUGGCAGUUUCAAAUGUUGCGGUGAAGUACAACCCAAAAAUCUAUGCCUCUGAUGCCUCUUUGGGCCUAGGAGCUGUUGUUGCCACAAAAGCUGAACCAGAGGUAGUCGAGACGCUUUGGUUGGGAAGCGACAAACGUGGCUGCUACACCCGUUUAGAUGGCCCAAAUCUGGCUCUUCUUGCGGCCGCAGGUGAAGAGGUCCACGAGGGUUUUGACUUUGGGCCACCUGAACACCCGAAGAAGGGGCUCUUGCUUUACUUUGAUUUUGUGGAGUUCUUCGGGGGCUCUGGAAGAGUUUCAGCAUGCAUGAAGGAUCUUGGCUUCACAGUGGCCCCUUGCCUUGACUUGUCAGCCUCAAAGCAUUACAACAUGACAGACAGCCGCUUGCUGGAAUGGUGUUUGUAUAUGAUUGAAGAAGGGCGUUUCAGGAGUUUCUUGACGGAACCACCCUGCACCAGCUUCAGCCCAGCAGCCCAUCCAGCCGUGCGAUCAUACUCUCAGCCGGAAGGUUUCAAUCGCCUGUGCCCCAAGACCCGGCUUGGAAACCAGCUUGCUUUCAGGUCUUUUGUUUUGUUGCGGCAUGGAAGGAGAUUCAGACGCCCCUGCGGAAAGGAGCAACCAAGGUUGUCAAAGAUGGCAUGGAUGGCUGCUUGGAAAGCCAUGUUGAAGUUGGGGUUUGAGGAAGCAGUCAUUGCCAGCUGCCAAUUUGAAUCCAUCCACAAGAAGGAGUUUCGCUUCCUCCUCUACAUGCUCUGCGCUCAAAGACUCGAGAGGCGCUGCCCUGGAGGUCAUGAGCAUGUGAAGAUUGAAGGCAGCCUCACAGAAGGGUUUGCGAGGGCCCUGAGAAGGUUGAAAUUACUUGAGGAGGAAGAGGAAAUAGAUGUGAGCGGCCAUGAAAGCAUCGCCGUCAAUGACAUCUUGCAAUCUUCAACAUGGCGGACUGAAAAGAAGUGGCACUGGAAGAGAAAGAGCCACAUAAACAUCUUGGAGGCGCAUGCUGGCCUUGGAGUUCUGACAGCAGCUGCUGCUGACCUUCCAGACAGCAGAUGCCUUGGGCUCCUAGACUCCCGGGUUGCAAAAGGAGCUUUGGCGAAAGGGCGCAGCUCUUCCACUGGGCUUCAAAAGACAUGCAAGAAGAGUGCUGCAAUUCAGUUGGCUUUUGGACUUUACCCUGGUUGGUGUUUUGCCCCAACAAGGCUGAACGUAGCAGAUGACCCAACUAGGCGAUGUGCCCUUAGGAGCCCAUCCCUUCUUUGCAUCACCAAAAAGCUUUCAGCAGCCCAGCUUCAGGCAGUCCAUUCCCAUCUCCUCUCGCGAUGGGCAGCAAACUGGUCUCGCCUGGUCAUCCUCCUGAUUAUCUGCCAGUCUCCAUCGGAAGCUACAAGCACUCUACUGCCUGACCAAAAGCCCAACUGGAUUUCUGACCUUGCUUCAGCCGGCUCCCUCCUCCGGGUCUUCCUUGUCGCUCUACUUGACUUCGAGCCUCCAAGCAUUGAUUUGCCUGCUUUGCCCAGCUUCAACAUCUCUUCCCCCCAGCCGUAUCUCCUUUGGACUCUUUGCAUUGGACUUGUGACCAUUUUCCUGGCAUCUUGCGGUUCUGUGGGCCUGCGAGGUUCUUUUGGUAGAGGUUGUCCCAGUGUUAAGGGUGCCCCCGGUAGGCUGUUGUGGAUUUUGAUUUGUGGAUUUUGGGUAGCUGAUGCCAUGGCUCCGCAGACUGCUUUGGAAAGAGGACGAGCUGAGCGAAGAUCUGGAAACAAUUUGAUUGCCACCAGGGUUGCUAGGCAUGACACUUUGGAGCGACGUGAAAAGCUGCUGACUGAUUUCAGAGUUUGGCUGCAUGAUCAACACAAGGUACAUCUUUCCUUGCUUCUGACUGCAAAACCUCCUGAUGCUGAAGAGAUAUGCAAGUGGCUCAUCAGCUAUGGUCAGGAAAUGUAUCUGUCAGGGAAGGCAUACGGAAAGUUCGCCGAGACCAUCAAUGCAGUGUCAGCAGCGCGUCCGGUAGUGAGGAAACAACUGGCAGGUGCUUGGGACCCAGCUUUCGCUUGGCUGACGGAUGAGCCAAGUGAACACCAUCCUGCACUUCCACUGUCCAUCUUAUUGGCAAUGCUUGCAUUGGCUUUGAUGUGGGGUUGGCCGCUUGAAGCAGCAGUUUUGAGCUUAACCUGGUGUGGAAUUUGCAGAAUAGGUGAGGUCCUGAUUGCGCAACGUUGUGACCUCAUACUCCCAUGUGACUCAGCUCCUGGUGUGACUUUUGGAUUGUUGAGGAUAAAAACCCCUAAAACUAGGGGACGUGCAGCCCGACACCAAGCAGCACGCAUCGACCCUCCAGAUAUCCUGAAACUCUUGACAGCUGUGUAUGCGAAGGCCCCGCCGACCAGUUUGCUGUGGCCUUUUUCCGCAUCAACUCUGAGGAAGAGAUUCAGCAAUCUUUUAUCUGGUUUGGGCCUGCAAACAACAAAGAUCAAUGGGCGUCGCCCUUUUGACCUAGGAUCGCUCCGUCCUGGUGGUGCAACCCACCUGUUGCUGACGACCGAAGACUCAGAGCUGGUCAGACGCAGAGGUCGUUGGGUCACAGGGAAAGUGAUGGAGAUCUAUUUGCAGGAGAUUUUAUAUACGACCUUUGCUGAAAAACUGGAUUGGAAAACGCGAGUCAAAGUAACGCAGCUUGCAGGAAACUUUCCAAGGCUGCUUGACUGCGCGUCAGAUUUCCUGAACUCAGCAAUUCCCCCACAGACAUGGUGGCGACUCUUCCAGGCCAGUGACAAUGAGGAGCAUGGGGAGGAAAGGGGAUAG
Cladocopium goreaui is the source of this 6321-nucleotide messenger RNA. NCBI's taxonomy places the organism in Eukaryota, Dinophyceae, Suessiales, Symbiodiniaceae. The record is from the annotation of a GenBank genome assembly.